Dreissena polymorpha is the source of this 2568-nucleotide messenger RNA. Its product is annotated as zinc finger protein 84-like. NCBI's taxonomy places the organism in Eukaryota, Metazoa, Mollusca, Bivalvia, Myida, Dreissenidae. Gene Ontology annotation, molecular function: DNA-binding transcription factor activity, RNA polymerase II-specific; RNA polymerase II transcription regulatory region sequence-specific DNA binding. Gene Ontology annotation, cellular component: nucleus. Gene Ontology annotation, biological process: regulation of transcription by RNA polymerase II; embryo development. The record is from RefSeq and is a predicted model, not a curated record. The transcript has 6 exons. The coding region runs from base 230 to 1186 and encodes 318 amino acids.
UUUUAAAGCCAUCAAAUGUGAGUUACUCAUUGGUGCGACGGCCAUGAUCGGAAUGUAAAGAAAAUUUUGGAGUUUAAAGUAAAAUUCACGUUUAAAUGCGUUAGUGUAGAACAUUGAAUAGACUCAGUGCCAUCUAUUUCAUCGAUUACCGGACUUGAAUUGAGCGCAAAUUGUGUCAAAAAGUGCGAUUUUGACGUAUUUUGACCACUGGAAGAACUCCCCCGUAGAUAUGACGUCAUCCGUUUCCGGGCUUCCGCAGAGACCGACGCCGUGCUACGCCGGACAUUCCUACAUCCACGCACGAGCGUCGCUCCCCGGUGGCCUCCCCGUCGGCGUCCCUGUGCCACACCCCGCAUUCCUUAACACACCGUUCCCGUAUACACUGACUCUGAAUAACUUAUAUUUCAACAUGAGUCAGUUUGUCGGCACCGGCGUCGGCAAAAUGGAGUUCCUGUCGUCGGAACGAUCUUUGAGAGAAUCUUCUGACCACCUUCAUCUAGCGGCGUUUUGUGCGCGUUCCGGUCCGGUAGCGCCUAAUACGACGACGGAAUCUAGGAGUCACCGAAGGGGGAUGUCGCUUCCGAGUUCGCCCAAUUCCUCAUACUCAGAUGCCGACAGCUCGGUCGUUUCCGGUCACAACACGUCGUCUGAGUUGGAGUCCACUCCACUAGAUUCCAAGAAAUCCACACGGUUCGACUUUGCUCACCUGGCAGAGUCAGUCACGCGAGAUCACGAGGAGGUGGACGAGACUUCUGAGUCACGUGACGCACACGUAAUAAGUCACGCAUACACGUUUAUACAGGAAAGAAUGAGAAUGAUGGCCCCGUUCCCCCACCCCAUGUUUGGCUUCGAGGGGCUCUCCGGGCUGCCAAAUUCCGGAAAUGGAUUCAUGGACGCCGCCUACAAACCUAGACGACAGCGAAGGACCAAGAAACAAUUCAUCUGUAAGUUCUGCGGACGCCACUUCACUAAAAGCUACAACCUGCUCAUACACGAGCGCACACAUACGGACGAACGCCCUUUUCCCUGUGACGUCUGCGGAAAGGCAUUCCGCCGCCGGGAUCACUUGCGGGAUCACACGUACAUUCACUCCAAGACGAAACCUUUCACGUGCGCAAUAUGCGGUAAAGGAUUCUGCCAGUCCCGCACCCUACAGGUCCACAAGGCUACGCAUCAGUCUACUUGAAGACUACACUGUACUUUAUUAACACGGUUAAAUCGCAUUCUACAUGAAGCCUAAAGCUACUCAUCCACAAGGCUGCGCAUCUGAUGGUGGUCUGAACGAAGACAUUACCUCACCAUCAUCGACAAAAGUAUUUCCAUCCAAGCUAAAUGUACGCCUCAGUUCUUAAAAUCGAGUUAUGACUUAUGUGCUACAAAAUGUAUAGUAUUUGGUUGCAAGGACCGUUGCAUGUAAAUGGAUGGUUUUACACAAAACAUCGUAUAUUAUUUUACUCAUCUAACACAAUAUGUUUGUAAAAUGGCAUCAGCAUACGUUACAUUCCAAGUUAUGGUUGAUUUUUGUGCAAAAAUUACAGUAUUUGUGUACAAGGACCAUUGCAUGUACAUUAAUGUUUUACAUAAAACAUCGUUUAUUUCUUAUUCAUUGAACACCAUUUUGUACAAUGGUUAAAUCAUACGUAACAUUCCAUGAUAUUUGACGCCUCAUGCAAUAUAUUUUCUAGUCUUCAAUUUAAUGUUAAUUGUUUAUGGAUUUUGUCUAUAUGUAGUUGGAGCGUGUCCUAUGCUUUCUUCGUGUUGCAUUGUCAUUUCUCAUACGCGUUAAAACUUCUAAAACGUGACCAUUUGUUUUUGUCUCAUGUAUAUUAGGCUAUAAUCCUAAACAGCAUUUACUAUGCAACUUGACAGUCUACAGCAGGUUAAUAGUCUGUUAUUUCUUUCAUUUGAAACAAAAAAUAAUAAUGUAAUUGCAUUUUUGAGAGCAUUGUUGUCUCUCAGUUUAAGUAUUCGGUCUAUCGAUCGAGCCAUCGAGAAUUUGUGGAAAAUCUUUACUGUCACACUCAAAGACACGUCUUGUUUUGUCAAUGCCUUAUCUUCAUCAGGGUAAUUAGAUAAUCACACAAUUAUCCAUUAACUACAGUGUGUUUAUGUGCGUUUGUUUCUUGAUUUUCGUUUUCGUCUAGAAGCGAUGGUUCACUGAGAAUAACAUGUACAUUUAGUUAUGUGAACACCAGUUAAAAACGAAGUCUUACGCAGUCAAAUGCUGUAUGUAAGAAUUUCGUAUAUUAUAAGAUAAGAACUGACAAGGUGUUCAGUGGCAUGUACUUGCUUUUUGUGUACGUUAGUAUUUCAAAGUACCCUUUUGUUUUGUAUCAUCCCUACACAAUAUGUAUGGACUGGGAAGAAUAUCACUUUGAUCACGUGUACUCUGAAUUAUGAUGCACACACGGACAUAAUUUACCACAUAUUAGUGGGCAACUUACAAUGAUGUCUCAUCGUUACAAAAUAUUGACAUUGUUCUAUUGUUAUUUGUUAUACCGUUAUAGCUUGUAAAUAAUGUUACAUUAUAUAUUAUUUAUCGCAAAAAAUAAACUUGCCAUGUAUCAA